This is a messenger RNA of Saccharomyces paradoxus, 729 nucleotides long. RefSeq names its product Psy3p (gene PSY3). Gene Ontology annotation, biological process: recombinational repair. Gene Ontology annotation, cellular component: nucleus; Shu complex. The coding region runs from base 1 to 729 and encodes 242 amino acids. The record is from RefSeq and is a predicted model, not a curated record. The transcript has a single exon. NCBI's taxonomy places the organism in Eukaryota, Fungi, Ascomycota, Saccharomycetes, Saccharomycetales, Saccharomycetaceae.
AUGGAAGUUUUAAAAAACAUUAGAGUUUAUCCUCUGUCCAAUUUCAUCACGUCAGGCAAAAAUUAUAUAACUCCACCAAAUGAAUUAAGAAACCUGAUUAGUACAGAGCAGGAGAGCCAACUAGGGUUCUUGCACAUUAUUGAAAGCGAUUUUAAACCUUCGGUAGUACUGCAAAGGUUGGUCGAUUGUACUACAGGGGAGGGCAAAAUCUUGAUCAUUGAUAUAGUAUCAUUGUGGUCUCAACAAAAGCAAAGACAGCAUGGCGUGAUCUAUAUGAAUUCGCUAUCUUGUAUAAACAUCACUGGAUUGAUCGUAUUUCUAGAGUUACUGUAUGAUUCCCCCACGGAGGCAUUGAGGAGGUGCCAAAUUGAUGAUUUCAACUUUCAAUUACGAGGUAUAUUGAUUGACAAUUUGUCAUUUUUGAAUUUUGAAAGCGACAAUAACUAUGAUGUGAUAAAUUUAUCAAAAUUUGAAAAGCUGUUUAAGAUUUUACGGAAACUGAGAGAAUUCUUGGGCUGCUGGAUCAUCACCAAAAGUUUUCCCACAGACUUCUAUAAUGGUAUCGAAAAUACCCUAGCUGAUAAAUGGUCAAUCAAAAGGAAAGGCGGCGUUACACAAUACCCCACAAAACUGCCUGAGUCAUAUAUGAAGGGAAUGGAUGUGAUAAUUUACAAAGAGGUCGUCGACGGUAGGCCACAGUACAAACGGAUAGCUGCAGUUGAAAAAUGA